Messenger RNA from Sorex fumeus (smoky shrew), 884 nucleotides. RefSeq names its product yippee like 1 (gene YPEL1). NCBI's taxonomy places the organism in Eukaryota, Metazoa, Chordata, Mammalia, Eulipotyphla, Soricidae. The record is from RefSeq and is a predicted model, not a curated record. The transcript has 5 exons. The coding region runs from base 453 to 812 and encodes 119 amino acids.
CGGCGCGGUGAUUGGCCCGCGCGGCGAGCCGAGGCCGUUAACGGCGGCGCGGCCGAGCCCCGGCUCCAAAACAAAGGGCAGGCGGCCCGCGGGGCGGCGGCGGGGGGAUGCCGCGUGCCCUGCCGAGGCGCCAACGGCCGCAGCGCGUCCCGGGCCGUGCGGGGGGCGCCUGAGAGCCGAGCCCGCGCCGACCGAGCCCAGGGCCGGAUGGGCGCUGCGGGCCGGGGCGCGGACCGCCGAGCGGCCGUGAGUACAGGUUGUGACGCUGCUGUCUUGUCCCUGCCGUGUGGAGGGUGAGACCACUGUCUUGUCCCCUCUGUGCGCACAGGGCCGCACGCCCUCCGACGACAACGGUGCUUGCGUGCAUCCAGUGCUGUUUUGGUUCAAGGGCCCAGCAGAGCUACCCUGCGCCCAGCGCCAGCCGCGGGCUGAGUGUGGAGGGCACCGCCGAGAUGGUGAAGUUGACCAAAUCCAAAACGUUCCAAGCUUAUCUGCCAAACUGCCACCGCACAUAUAGCUGUGUCCACUGCAGAGCCCACCUGGCCAACCAUGACGAGCUGAUCUCCAAGUCCUUUCAGGGAAGCCAGGGACGAGCCUACCUCUUCAACUCUGUGGUGAACGUGGGCUGUGGCCCCGCGGAGGAGCGUGUCCUCCUGACCGGCCUGCACGCGGUGGCAGACAUCUACUGCGAGAACUGCAAGACCACACUCGGGUGGAAAUACGAGCAUGCCUUUGAGAGCAGUCAGAAAUACAAGGAAGGGAAAUUCAUUAUUGAGCUGGCACAUAUGAUCAAAGACAACGGCUGGGAGUGACACGGAGCUGUUCUCUUCUGAAUAUUAUUUUGUCAGAGACUUCAAAUGUAAUGAAAACCUAGAGCAUGUGGA